GUGAUUUAUUGGAAGCGAGUAUUUAGGGAUGGGUUACAAUUUCCCAAGAGGAUUAUCUUCAUUCUACAUCAAACUUUAUCAGGUUGUUGAUGAUCCUUCAUCUGAUGCAAUCAUCUCAUGGAGCGAAGAAAGCAACAACAGUUUCACUAUCUGGAAUGUUGGAGAGUUUUGCACAACGAUCCUGCCUAAUUAUAGAGAGUUUGGUAUAAACUUCUCGCGGUUUUUCUCCAAGCUUCGGCCUCAUGGCUUCCAAAGAGUUAGAGGAAUGCCUGGACUUAUGGAAUUUGGACAUGAAGAUUUUGUCAGAGAUUCACCGGAGCGUUUGAAGAAUAUGGCGGUCGAAUCUUUGUCUGCUAAACGUAGAGCAAAGAGAGCUGCUAAAGCCAAAGCCAAGAAAGCUAGAGUUCAAGUAGAGUGUCUCUUGCAACACUUGCGAAUUUGAUCCAUAAAACAUCAUCUCGUCUUUGCUUUUAUGUUUCAUCUAUUGCCAUUCUGUAUAUUUAUCUUUAAGUAGAUUCAAGUCCAAGAUUUAUCUUUUAAUGCCCUAGUCUUUGAUCCUACUCUUACAUACUUAUGAUGGUGGCUUCUCUUCUUUAUAGUCUUAUGAUUCAUAAC
Arabidopsis arenosa is the source of this 615-nucleotide messenger RNA. NCBI's taxonomy places the organism in Eukaryota, Viridiplantae, Streptophyta, Magnoliopsida, Brassicales, Brassicaceae. The record is from the annotation of a GenBank genome assembly.